AUGCCUUUUUCGCAGCGCGAACGCAUGGGUAUUUACAGUGUAAAGAUACACUAUUUGUCUGAAGCCAUGGCCUCCGUCGCUUUCAACAUGUCCGCUCGCGCCGCCGUCGGUGGUGCGCAGCUGAAGCUCUCCGCGCAGCGCAAGCGUGUCGCUCGCGCUCCCCUCCGCGUGGACGCGCUCGCCGCGCAGGUGUCCAAGGUUAGCUUCGACGGCGCCUCCGCGGGCACCGCCACGCUCGACGUCAAGGUGGCCAAGCCCGACGUCGCCAAGGGCCUCGUGCACAAGUACGUCGUCAUGGUGCGCCAGAACGCGCGCAGGGGUACCGCGUCCACGCUCACCAAGAGCGAGGUUCGCGGCGGUGGCCGCAAGCCCUUCAAGCAGAAGGGCACCGGCAACGCGCGCGCGGGCUCCAGCCGCACCCCACUCAAGCCCGGCGGCGGCGUCGUCUUCGGCCCCAAGCCGAAGGAUUGGUCCAUCAAGAUGAACAAGAAGGAGAGGCGACUGGCGAUGGCCACCGCCAUCCAGUCCGCGGCUGCCGCGUCCUCCAUGAUCGUCGUUGACUCCCUCGCGGGUGCCGCGCCGAAGACCAAGGCGAUGGCGACCGCGCUCAAGUCCUGGGGCGUCGCGGAGGGCGAGAAGGCGUACAUCAUCACCAAGGAUGCGCCCGAGGGCGUCACCCUCUCCACCAGGAACAUGGCGCGCGUCGUUCAGACCGACAUCAAGCACCUCAACGUGUACGAUGUCCUCAACGCCGACAAGGUCGUGGUCGAGGAGAGCGCGCUCCAGUACAUCAACGACUUCUACGGCGAGUCGGGGGCGGCCUGGGCUUGAUUCGCCGGGCCGAGCGGCGGGUGUAGAGUUGGGAAUGGAGAAGAAGAAGAGUCUUCUUGGCGAAGGUCUCACGUCGGUCGCGGCGGUUGAGAGCGCGCGUUCGUCGGGCGGGGUUGACGCCGAGACGCGGUUUCGCGUCUCGGAGGAAGGGCCCGACGGACCCUAUUAUUUGGUCUUUAGCAGAUUGUAAAAAGCAGAGAGCAUUGACG
Messenger RNA from Micromonas commoda, 1040 nucleotides. RefSeq lists its product with no specific name. The transcript is spliced from 3 exons. Gene Ontology annotation, cellular component: ribosome. The coding region runs from base 1 to 831 and encodes 276 amino acids. Gene Ontology annotation, biological process: translation. The record is from RefSeq and is a predicted model, not a curated record. Gene Ontology annotation, molecular function: structural constituent of ribosome. Lineage: Eukaryota; Viridiplantae; Chlorophyta; Mamiellophyceae; Mamiellales; Mamiellaceae.